UCACGUGACCUGUCGUUAACGCUCCGGUCCAACAUGGCGGCGGCUGCUUCUGUCUUCCACAGACUGAGGACGGGAUCCAAGAUAGGAGCCCAGUACGACCAGGAGGGCAACCUGAUCCAGGUGGAGACCAGAGAGGAUGAGGAGCAGAACGUGAAGCUGGCCGAGAUCCUGGAGCUCCUGCUGGCCGCGGGCUACUUCCGGGCCCGGAUUAAAGGCCUGUCCCCGUUUGACAAGGUGGUGGGUGGUAUGACCUGGUGCAUCACCACGUGUAACUUUGACAUCGAUGUGGAUCUUCUCUUUCAAGAAAACUCCACCAUUGGUCAGAAGAUAGCUCUGACGGAGAAAAUCGUUUCCGUCCUCCCAAAGAUGAAGUGUCCUCAUCGCCUGGAGCCCCAUCAGAUCCAGGGCCUGGACUUCAUCCACAUCUUCCCGGUCGUACAGUGGCUGGUGAAACGAGCCAUAGAGACGAGGGAGGAGAUGGGCGAUUACGUGAGAUCCUACUCCGUUUCUCAGUUCCACAAGACCCACAGCCUCCCUGAGGACGAAGACUUCCUCCAGAGGAAAGGGAAGGCCGUAAGAGCCGUUCAGGACGUGUUGGAAGUGUACAAACCUCAGAGGAAGUAUCGGAGGCAGAGAGAUGCAGGACAGCUGCUGGAUGAGGAGUCCAGGGUCCACUCCACUCUGCUGGAAUACGGCCGGGCGUGCCAUGUUCUGCUGCGUUACGGAUUCAGUAAGCAGUCCAAACAAGACAAGGUCGAUGAAGGGAAGUCUUCUGUGGCCCGGGGCUCUCAGGCCCCCCCUGGGAUGGCCGAGGUGUCAGAAGAAGACCUGCAGGCCGCGGAGGAGAUCCGGAUCAAGUCCCUGAUGACCAACAUGGCUGCCAUGGCUAACGAAGAGGGCAAACUGACUGCGAGUGCCGUGGGUCAUAUAGUUGGACUGCAGUCUGAGGAGAUCAAGCAGAUCGCCACGGAGUACGCUGAGAAGCAGUUGGAGCUGACCUCAGAGGAGCGUUCAGAGCGGUAUGGUCCUCUGCAGCAGCACCGCAGGGUGGUGGCCUCCAUCAACAAACAGAUUCAACAGAAGACCAAGCAACUGGAGGAGCUCCGAGCCAAACAUGCACAGGUGAAGACGGGCUGUGAAGACGCCAAGAGGAAGCUGAUGGAGGCUGCAGAACAGUCGGAGAAGCUGGAGACACAGCUGAAGUCUUUAGAGGACAUGGAGGAUCAGGUGGACAGUGGCCUGUUGGAGAAGCUCAGGUCUUUAGUGACCAUGAACGAGAACCUGAUGCAGCAGGAGCAGGAGUUCCGCUCACACUGCAAGGAAGAAAUGUCCCGUCUGCAGCUGAACAUAGACGAGUUAAAGUCCACAUCUGGACAGGAAACUGAGGACGAGAAGGAGAGGAGUCAGCUGAUAGGGAAACAGUACGACUCGGACAGGGAGAAGCUCCAGAAGAUCCGUCUGCUCAUGGCUCGGAGAAACCGUGAGAUUGCGAUACUGCAGAGAAAGAUCGAUGAGGUGCCGAGUCGUGCCGAGCUGACCCAGUACCAGAAGAGGUUCAUUGAACUCUACAGCCAAGUUUCUGCAACGCACAAAGAGACCAAACAGUUCUUCACUCUUUACAACACCCUGGAUGAUAAGAAGGUCUACCUGGACAAGGAGGUCACUCUGCUGAAUUCAAUCCAUGACAACUUCCAGCAGGCCAUGUCGUCUGCAGCAGCCAAGGAGCAGUUCCUCAGGCAGAUGGAGCAGAUCGUGGAGGGAAUUAAACAGAAUCGCAUUAAGAUGGAGAAAAAGAAGCAGGAGAACAAAAUGAGGAGGGAUCAGUUAAACGACGAGUACUUGGAGCUACUCGACAAGCAGAGACUGUACUUCAAAACCGUCAAAGACUUUAAAGAGGAGUGUCGGAGGAACGAGAUGCUGCUGUCCAAGCUGCGAGCUAAAGGUGCCUCGUAGUGUCUGUCACCGUGGCGAAGGGGGCGGGGCUUGUCAUGUCAGCGAGCUGAACUAAACAGACCAACUGCCGCAGAGAGCCCGACCAGUCGAGCCAAGAACUUACCCAGAGACAUUAGAAUGAUCCAACCAGCAGGUUUUAAUACAUGACCUUUGGGAACAAGAAGCUGUGGAGAGCGUUCGAUUCCCGUGUAACCCGAUCAGGACUGAAACUGUAGCAGCAGCUUUUUGUUUUGUUUGGUGAUCCGUGUUUCACAGCCUCUAGAAGAUGUUAACUCCGCAUGUUCCUGCAGGGUUUGUGGUGUCCUGUACCUCUUUGUGCCGUCACACAUUCACCUUUGCUGCCACGGGAUAAUAAACAGAACCAGUGCAUCAUGAACAAAGAAUGUUUCACCUGAAGAGCCUUCGGUGUCGGACUGGAUGUCACUGUUACACCUGCCGCUGACUCAAGCUCCAAGUUACAGGAGUCCAUGAAGGAAACACGCUGGGUGUUCCUGAAACGCCUCACCUCCUGGUUGAGAACAGGUUUCGAAGAGACGUUUCAUUCACUACGAUGUGUACAAUUACAUGAAAACAACCAGAUUCAAAAUACUUAGAGCAAGUUUUCCU
Molecule: messenger RNA, 2559 nt
Organism: Nematolebias whitei (Rio pearlfish)
Lineage: Eukaryota; Metazoa; Chordata; Actinopteri; Cyprinodontiformes; Rivulidae
Gene: ccdc93
Product: coiled-coil domain containing 93
Exons: 24
Coding region: 34-1953 (639 amino acids)
Biological process (GO): Golgi to plasma membrane transport
Source: RefSeq, a predicted model, not a curated record